Messenger RNA from Spirodela intermedia, 4547 nucleotides. The record is from the annotation of a GenBank genome assembly. NCBI's taxonomy places the organism in Eukaryota, Viridiplantae, Streptophyta, Magnoliopsida, Alismatales, Araceae.
AUGAAGCUGGUCGCGCCGUGCGCUCUCUUCGGAGAUUCCUGGUCGUCCCUCUUCAAGCUUCACGGCGGCUUCUCCGCCACCGUCGGCGACGGCGGUCGCAGAGGUUAUGGCGGCGGCGGCCAUCGGAGGAAGCUGUUCACGGCGACGUCUCGCCGUAGGAUGACGGUCUUCGCCGGAUACGCUGGCGGCCGACAAGCUUCCGUUACCAGAGCUUCAAGCCGUGGCAGGAUGUUCAGUAGGUUGGAUUCCUGCCUCGUGGUACCGCCGCCUUCCGGCCGGAAGCCGCUGGCCGUUAUUAUGUUCCUGGGAGGCGCUUUCGUCGGAGCGGUCCCCGAGGUUACUUACAGGUUUCCGCCCCGAUUUUCCUCAUUAUCAUCUGUUGUGAUCGAAUCGGUCGGUCAUUCGGUGCUAUCCGUGGUUGACGAUGACUCUGGACAGCUACCUGCUGGAGCUGCUGGCUGAGGAAGGGUUCCUCCUCGUGUCGGUGCCGUAUAAUGUCACCUUCGACCAUUCCCGAGCGGCCAGAGAGGUAUACGAGAGGUUCAAUGGAUGCAUGGAGAAGCUUUCUGCGUCCGGCGUUCCCGACUCUGAGCUGAGCGCCGCCGAUCUUACCGACCUUCCUCUUUACUCCGUUGGCCACAGGUGAGAGACAAUGCAGUGACUGUCUUUCAUGGUGGGCUCCAUGCGCUGCUUUCUUGAUCUUCAGUGAAUCUAACGGAGAAUGGCACUUCUCCGAUGAUUGGGAUGACCUGCUGCAGCAACGGAGCCCUUCUGCAACUAAUGGUUGGAAGCUAUUUCUCAGAGAAGAUACCCAAGGUUUUGUUCCUCUCCUGUAAAUUUCUUGGGGACGAAGUGCAUGAAGCAGGAAGUUCUGAUCAUCAAUCCGAGUCGAUAGAGUGUGGCUGAAGGUGUUUCAUGUUCUACUGAUAGGCAAAUGCAAUAAUCUCGUUCAACAACAAGCCGGCAUCGGUGGCAGUGCCAUAUUUUGAACAGGUAACCGUCUUUUCUCUGCAGAAGGAUGAUUUUUCUGAAGAAUUGGGUACUUAGAUGAACUGGGUACAGACUGCUUUUCAUCAAGAAUCCUGUGAAGAUGGCAAUUGCAGAGCUUUGCGCUGCUCAGUUUUCGUUCUGGAGCUGUAUGCAACGUGAACAAGCGCCUUCAUCUCACGGCCCUGCUUCAUGACAUCGUCUUUUAGGGUUCUUGGUGCCUCACUAUUGGAGCCAUGAUCAUUGCCUUUGACCCCACCGUCACUGUUUCCUGGAUUCUCAUGGCGGCCUCAACCUAUCCUAAGAACACAGACAUGGAGGAGAAACUGCCUUUGACCCCACUGUCACUGUUUCCUGGAUUCUCAUGGCGGCCUCAACCUAUCCUAAGAACACAGACAUGGAGGAGAAACUGCCUUUGACUGUCACUGUUUCCUGGAUUCUCAUGGCGGUCACUGUUUCCUGGAUUCUCAUGGCGGCCUCAACCUAUCCUAAUAACACAGACAUGGAGGAGAAACUUCCUCUUGGACACGACAGAGGGGAGGAACGGCGGAAACCGCCUCAACCAUCAUUGAUCUCUCACAUCCGAAGAAAACCCAACAUAACGUUUCCCAAAAUACUCUUAGGACUUCCAACAAGUUCCACCAAAAUUACUACAAUGCUUGCAGUUGUGUGCAUCCCUAUCCCUAUCUCAAUUACUACAAGGCUUUUCAAUAUCUCUCUCUCUCUCGCUCGCUAGCUAGCUCUUCCUGCGGAGUGACUGCUUUGCACGAGUAAACUCCUUCCUAGUGGGACGAAAGAUGUUCCUUAGUUUAUUUAUGCUGACGAUUCCGUUAGAUUUAUCCGGAAAUAUGAUCACUUGUGGCUGUUGUUUAUUUAUCCUAGAAAUUAAUAUGCUUUUCUUCUUUGUUGAAAGCUUGAGCCGGACAGCAUUUUAUAUUAUCUGAGAUCGUUUCUUGGGGAAAAUAGUUUCCUGAUUUCUGCUAUAUUUUUGCAGCUAGGGCCUCUCGUUAGUCAAACUAUUCCUGUUGUUGAGGCUUCCCCGCUAUAUUCACUGGCUACAAGUGCUUCAGGUAUCUAUUUUGAUAUAAUCGUGCUUCAGGUCUGUCUUUUUUCGUAUAGUUUACGAUUAUAUGACUAUUCUUCAGAAGAAUCAUAUCUAAAGUAAACCCCUUCUUCGGCUAAAUUUGUAUCUGUUUUUUCCCUUAAAAGUUAAUACUGAUGGUGAGAGCGCACACAAAUAUAUGGCUUUUCGACUUCCUUUUCAAACCAUUUUUUACAUUUUAAAAAGGUGCUUCUUGGAAUCUUUAAGGAAGGCAAUAAUAAAUGGUUAAUUAUAUAUUAUUAUAUCGUAGCUAUUAUUCCAUGGGUUAACUUGAUUGUGUACAUGCAUGUGCCAAUAUGUUUAUUGCAUUCUGAUCUAUUUAUUAUUUAUUUUGAUGGCAGAAAUGCCCUCUUGAUAUUUCUUCCAUGCUCAUUUAUGUACGUGUCAGUUUUCUUAGAGAUUGCUGGUAAGAGCUGCUUAUAAGAACAGAGUAGCCAUCACUCAACCUGUGUUGUAGGAAUUGGGCAGUCAGUGUGUUUGUUCCUCUAUGUUUCCUCUCUCUCUUCAUUCUUGGCCUCUGUGACUUUACUCUGGAGUGAUCUACAGGGUACUCCAAUAAUGUGAUGAGAGCUCUAUCCACAACUUAGGACUCUACUGAUUAUGCUAGUGUUCCAUUUAUGAAGAUCUCUGAACAAUCAUUUUCAUUAAGUUAAAAAGAGUUAGGAUUGGAACAGAGUAGGAGCUGCUUAUAACAACAGGGUAGCCAUCACUCAACCUGUGUUGUAGGAAUUGGGCAGUCAGUGUGUUUGUUCCUCUAUGUUUCCUAUCUUUCUUCAUUCUCGGCCUCUGUGAAGUUACUCUGGAGUGAUCUACAGGGUACUCCAAUAAUGUUAUGAGAGCUGCAUCCACAACUUAGGACUCUACUGAUUAUGCUCAUGUUCCAUUUAUGAAGAUUUCUGAACAAUCAUUUUCAUAAAGUUGAAAAGAGUUGGGAUUGGAAAAAGCCCCAAGUUGGUUUUUGGCCUUACUAACAUUUUGUUACUCUCUCUGCAUGGUAUCAGUAGGAGAUAAAUAGUAUAAUUCAGUAUGGUCUGAUGUUUGAUUCUCAUUUCCUUGGUUAUCAUGCUCAUUAAAUAACUCUGAGUUACUUGAUUAAAAACUCAAGCUUUUACUACUCAACAACUUCAGAUCAUAAAAAAGAAUUCUAUUUUAAAACUUACCAUUCUCUGUAUAUAUUUCCCAUGGAUUCGUAAGAUUUGGCUACUAUUUCCUCAUCCUUCGUUCUUGAUACCAUAGGAGAUGCAUGGAAGGCUUUUCUGGAUACUACCAGUACAUUUCUAAAGGGAUAUGACCAGGAAGCCGCUGUUUCCUUGAACAAAUUUGUUGACCAGCUGCCAUCUGUCAUCAAUGAGGUUCCUUUCUUUUUUUUUUUUCUCUCCCUCCAUUAUCUAUACAGAGUGAGUAUCCAGAAAGCAGGCUAUUUCUUCUUCUCAGGUUACACAAGGCGCAUCAGAGUUCAAACCAACGCCAUCCGAGAAUCGUGAUUUAUUUAGUAAAUCAUACAACGUCCCUCACACUUUACUGGUAUUUUCUCGUUCAUAUAUUGCUUCAUCAUAGUAACAUGGACGUACUAAUAUCGUUUCUACUGGAGUAGCUCACAUUUUCUUCCCCUUGAUAUUUCAGGUAAAAUUCAAUGCCGACACUAUUGAUGAGACUGAUACUCUUGAACAAGUCUUGAGAUCACGCGUGGAAUCUACAGGAGGCACAUUGGAAAAGGUUUCCUUAUCAGGAAAUCAUCUGACUCCAUGCGUACAGGUAUGACAUACCCUAUUUCCAAAUAUCAUUUAUUUAUGAUUGGCUGGAUGUUUCUAUUAAUGGGCAAUGCCCAUAUGGAUGGUUUAUUGAAAUAAAAUGCUCAGUUGGAUGGGAUUCUGCAAUGACUUUUCGGUUCUCCAGGGGUUUUCCAGUAUCAUCAGGUAGUUACCAUUUCUGGGCUCGAAUGAUCUAAGAAAAAAAUCAGGAAAAUCAGCAACAUUUUUGGAAUUAUCCUUCACCAAUAAAAUUUCUAUAUUUGACGAACCACUAUGGUCAGCAUGCCCAAUAUGGAAUUCUUGCUUGCUCUCCCCCAUCUUGUUUCCCUAUGAGGUGCUGCUCUUCAUCUCUUUCUAGAUAAACACAGGCUGUUAGAGCGAGAAAGUAGAACCAUCAUCAUUAAGACAGAUUUCCAAUCAUAGUACAGACUAACAUAUUUGGAAGAAAAUGAGGAAGUCAAGUCAUCUGCAAUCCUCUCCAGAUUUUUGUUCUAAAAGUCGCCCUUUCUUAAUGUCGGAUAUCUCCUGACCCACCGUUUGUGUUCUUCACUUCACCAUCACCUGUUCAGGACAUAAGAUGGGAAGUCGGCAGCCGGUACACUCCAGCAGACGCCAUUGCCCAGGGCCUCAAGUCCUUGUCACUGAAGGACACGAGGGUGCUCGCCACAACUGUCGCCCAUUGGCUGGACCAGAAGAAGGGGAGAUGA